Impatiens glandulifera is the source of this 537-nucleotide messenger RNA. RefSeq names its product polcalcin Jun o 2-like. The transcript has a single exon. NCBI's taxonomy places the organism in Eukaryota, Viridiplantae, Streptophyta, Magnoliopsida, Ericales, Balsaminaceae. Gene Ontology annotation, molecular function: calcium ion binding. The record is from RefSeq and is a predicted model, not a curated record. The coding region runs from base 34 to 330 and encodes 98 amino acids.
UUCAAUACAUUAUACAUUAUAAAGAGAGUAUAAAUGGCGAUUGCCAGCAAUAACAAGACGAUUUCCCACGAUGGAAGAAGAGAGAUGACGGUGGAGGAAUUCAAGGCAUGGCUUAUUAAGAAAUUUGAUUGCGAUAGGGAUGGCCGGAUUAGCAAAGACGAGCUCCGGCAAGCUGUUCGUCUCGCCGGAGGCUGGUUCGCCGGAAGAAAGGUCCGGGCUGGUGUACAGGCGGCGGAUGCUAACUGUGAUGGGUAUGUGGAAGAAGAAGAAUUGGAUUUGCUUGUUGACUUUGCACAGAAACAUUUGAAAGUCAAGAUUGUACCUUUUUAAGGGAUGUUUGUAUUGUUUUGGGGAUUGUUUAAAUAAUCUCAAUUAACCUCAAAAUUAUCUUAAAAGUGGUUUGGUGUAAGUUUGUAUGUGUUUUUUUUACUUUUUUUUCUUGUCAUCUAAUUAUUAUGAUAGGAGUGGUUUGAAAUUUCUUGUUUGAUGAUGGCUUAUACAUGCAAUCACAAACACAACAUGAUCUGUUUUAUUAUC